Molecule: messenger RNA, 2344 nt
Organism: Oncorhynchus masou masou (cherry salmon)
Lineage: Eukaryota; Metazoa; Chordata; Actinopteri; Salmoniformes; Salmonidae
Product: putative ferric-chelate reductase 1
Exons: 7
Coding region: 116-826 (236 amino acids)
Biological process (GO): regulation of glutamate receptor signaling pathway; regulation of postsynaptic membrane neurotransmitter receptor levels
Source: RefSeq, a predicted model, not a curated record
UCCACAUGAACAUGUAGAUAAGGAGUAAAAAACAUAUUACAGAAUUUAGAAAGUAUUAAUCCCGCUGAGGCAGUGUAUUGACUAAAGGAUAAGAAUACUAAAUACAGGACCAAGAAUGGACAGAGGACUUCUCUUUGUGGCCUCUAUGGUGAUGGGCUGCCUGGCACCAGGUGUUAGUGGAAACGGACAUCUCUCGUUUGCCAAUAAUACGGAGGUGCAUAUCACACGGACAGACUGUGGAUUGACUAAGCUGUGUGUCGAGACACCAGAACAAUGUGAUCCUACAGGAAAAACAAGCUGCCUCUUCGCUUCCAUCGCCACCACCGCCCCCUCUCCUCCUAAUGGAGUAGACCUGUUAGUUGAGCUCCUUGGGGACUCCAGUGGAUACAUCGCUCUAGGACUGACUGCCAACGAGACAGAGGGAACGUCUAUGGUUUUUAUCUGUGCCCAGAACAGAAAUGGCAGUUUCUUCUUCCGCUCUGCCCAGCGCAACAACCUCAACAACACAAUUUCUCUGACACAAAGGAUUGUGAAAAACAUCACUGGCUCAGUCAAUGGGACUUCCAUACAGUGUAAAUUCAUGGUGCCAGCGGUUAAUGCAACAACCAGGACCAGUCACGUCACCACCUUCGUCACCUUCCUCGCUGUGGGAAAUGUCACAAACGGUAUGGGUAUUGGUGACAUCAACAUACGCUUGACCAAUAAACCGUUGAACCUGGCUGACCCUACCAGCAACGUUGCAACAACAACAACAGCAGGCAGCAGCGCAGUCACAUCCCAAGCUGUGAUGGUCCUGCUCAGUGUGCUGAUGUAUCGUCUUUCCUGAAGAGAACCUGAAGGUUAGCCAGCUUCAACACCAAUGGAAAGAGAACCCUUUUACCCUAAAUAUUUGAAGGAAAAUUUACUCCGUAUCUCAGAUGAAUUACUGUUACGUGCAAUGCUACUGUUUAAUGUGGGAUCUUGGUAACUUAAAUGUGUGCGAAAGGGAACAAUUAGAAUGUACGUAUGCUACAGUAAAAGGAAUUAAUUGGUUCAUAAUGUACAGCUGAAGUCAGAAGUCUACAUACACCUUAGACAAAUACAUUUAAACUCAGUUUUUCCCAAUAUUUAAUCCUAGGUCAAUUAGGAUCACCACUAUUUUAAGAAUGUGAAUAAUAGUGAUUUAUUUCUGCUUUUUUCUUUCAUCACAUUCCCAGUGGGUCAGAAGUUUACAUACACUCAAUUAGUAUUUGGUAGCAUCGCCUUUUAAAUUAUUUAACUUGGGUCAAACGUUUCGGGUAGCCUUCCACAAUAAUUUGGGUGAAUUUUGGCUCAUUCCUCCUGACAGAGCUGGUGUUACCGAGUCAGGUUUAUAGGCCUCCUUGCUCGCACUCUUUUUCAGUUCUGUCCACAAAUUUUCUAUAGGAUCGAGGUCAGGGCUUUGUGAUGGCCACUCCAAUACCUUAACUUUGUUGUCCUUAAGCCAUUUUGCCACAACUUUGGAAGUGUGCUUGGGGUCAUGACCCAUUUGCGACCAAGCUUUAACUUCCUGUCUUGAGAUGUUGCUUCAAUAUAUCCACAAUCUUUCAUCAUGAUGCCAUCUAUUUUGUGAAGUGCACCAGUCCCCCCCUGCAGCAAAGCACCCCCACUACAUGCUGCUGCCACCCCCGUGCUUCACGUUUGGGAUGGUAAUCUUCGGCUUGCAAGCCUCCCCUUUCUCCUCUAAACAGUUCUAGUUUUGUUUCAUCAGACCAGAGGACAUUUCUCCAAAAAGUACAAUCUUUGUUGCAAACCGUAGUUCAGCUUUUUUUGGAGCAGUGGUGUCUUCCUUGGCGAACGGCCUUUCAAGUUAUGUCGGUAUAGGACUUGUUUUACUGUGGAUACUUUUGUACCCGUUUCCUCCAACAAGGUCUUUGCUGUUCUGGGAUUGAUUUGCACUUCUCAAAGUACGUUCAUCUCUAGGAGACAGAACGCUUCUACCUGAGUGGUCUCAUGUUUAUACAAACGAUGGUACGCAAGUACAGAUUAACGUGGUAACUUCAGGUGUUUGGAAAUUGCUCCUAAGGAUGAAUCAGACUUGUCGGUCUACAAUGUUUCCCAUGUCAAGCAGAGACACGCCUUGAAAUACAUCCACAGGUACAGCUCAAAGCCAUGACAAUUUCCUGGAAUUUCCCAAGCUGUUUAAAGACAAUUGUUAUGCACAAAGAUGUCCUGAUUUGCCAAAACUAUAGUUUAUUAACAAGAGAUUUGUGGAGUGGUUGAAAAAAGUUAACGACUCCAUCCUAAGUGUAUGUAAACUUCCGGCUAAACACAAUACUGUGCCAAUUUCAUGUUUGUGGAUCCUUUAAUAAAUAGUUAUACCCUC